Erigeron canadensis is the source of this 1599-nucleotide messenger RNA. RefSeq names its product geraniol 8-hydroxylase-like. The coding region runs from base 1 to 1599 and encodes 532 amino acids. Gene Ontology annotation, molecular function: monooxygenase activity; oxidoreductase activity, acting on paired donors, with incorporation or reduction of molecular oxygen; heme binding. The transcript has 2 exons. The record is from RefSeq and is a predicted model, not a curated record. Lineage: Eukaryota; Viridiplantae; Streptophyta; Magnoliopsida; Asterales; Asteraceae.
AUGGCAUAUUUAAACUACAAUGGGUCAUGGUCAUGGGAAGUUAUCAGUAAUUACAACAACAUCGAGCUAAUCAUCAUGGCAUUUGUUACCAUAUUGCUAGCCAUUUUAUGGUACAAAAUCACCACGCUUUCGAGCUCCUCGCCGUCAUUCCCACCGGGUCCUCGUUCGUUGCCAAUCGUAGGGUACCUUCCAUUUCUAGGCCCUGAAUUGCAUAAACAGUUCACCACCAUGACGAAAAGUUACGGUCCCAUUUUCAAAUUUGAUGUGGGUAAAAAAGUUCAUAUAGUCAUAAGCACACUAGACCUAGUAAAAGAAGUUGUUCGUGAUGAAGACGAGACUUUUGCCAACACGAAAAUAACAGUAGCGGGUUCAAUAAUCACUUAUGGUGGCCAAGAUAUUGGAUUUUCUAACAACACUUAUUGGCGUAAUCUUAGGAAGAUAUUUGUUCAUGAAGUGUUGAGUAACAAGAAUCUUGAAGCUUGUAGUUGUUUUAGAAGAGAUGAAGUUAGGAAAACUAUCAAUAAUGUUUUUACUAAAAUCGGGACGAAAGUUGAUAUUGGGGAGAUUGCUUUUACGACGGUUUAUAACGUUAUAACGAGCAUGGUUGGAGGAAACGCGUCUAAUAAUGGGGCAAAAGAUGUCAAACGUAUGGCCGAGUUGAAGGUUUUAGCUUCAAAGAUUUUUGAGCUUUUUGGUAAGCCGAAUGUGUCUGAUUUCUUUCCUAGCCUUGCUUGGUUUGAUAUACAGGGUAUUGAACGAGAAUCGAAUCAGCAACAUAAGAAGUUGGAUCGGUUUUUCACAAGGAUGAUUGAGGAACGAACCGAAUCCAAGUUCAAGAAGUUUGAUAAUAAAGGAGUUGGGCAUGAUCAGCAGGGAGUCAAUAAGAAAGAUUUUUUAGAGGUCCUGAUAGAGCUCACUGAACAGAAACAGAUUAAUGUCACCCAAAUGAAGGGACUUAUGCUGAACAUUAUGAUAGGUGGGACUGAAACAGUGACAACAUUGGUCGAAUGGGCAAUGACAGAGAUUAUAGAAAAUCAUAAGGUAAUGAAAAAGGUUCAAGAAGAACUAGCACAAGUUGUUGGAGUCGAUAACAUUGUUGAAGAAUCACAUCUUGGAAGACUAGAAUACCUAGAUGCAACCAUCAAGGAAACGUUCCGGUUACACCCUAUUGCCCCAUUUCUAAAUCCACGGUCGCCUAACAAAGAUUGCAUUAUAGGUGGAUACACCAUCCCUAAGGGCUGUACCGUUUUCUUGAACACGUGGGGAAUACAUAGGGAUCCCCGAUAUUGGGACAAUCCGUUGGAAUUCAACCCGGAUAGAUUCUUAACUAGAGAGGACAAGACAUACAAAUUCGAUUUGAAUGGAAACAAUUUAAAGUUCCUUCCAUUUGGGUCAGGGAGAAGAGUCUGUCCAGGUAUUCCUUUGGCAGAUAAAAUGAACAAAUAUAUAUUGGCUUCCCUCCUGCAUUCAUUCAACUGGAGCUUGCCUAAGGGUGAAAAAUAUGACAUUUCUGAAAAACUUAGCAUUACAUUAAAGAAACAAAAACCACUCAUUGUUGUCCCAUCUCAAAAGUUGCCAAAUGUAAGCCUUUAUAUUUAA